AUGAGCCUCGCCUCUAUCGUCGUUGUCAGUGCAGACUUCGCCGGUCGAGAGUUUGUCCCGUAUGCGAAAUUGCUAUGCGAGAAGAAGUUGCUACGCCAUGUUGUCAUGGACGAGUGUCAUCUGAUCUUCACGUCUAGCAAUUGGCGCCCCAAGCUGGCGGCAUUGAGGAAUCUCCGUGUUCUGUCUUGCCCAAUCAUACUGCUUACGGCUACACUUCCGCCAGUGUAUGAACAGGAACUGAACAGCAUGAUGGACAUUCGAUAUGCAACAUAUAUCCGAGCAAGCACUGUGAGACCGAACAUUCGAUACAUGGUAAGCUGGUGCAAGAGCUGGGAAGGACAGGCGACAGCUGUGUCAAUGUGUCGGCGGCAGCAAGGUCGGCUCAAGAACGGGCUGAAGGGCAUUGUAUAUUGCAACAGCAAGGCACAAUGUGCAGAAAUUGCGGAUGAGCUCGGUUGCUUAUACUAUCAUGCAGAUGUAAUAGACCGUGCAGAGCGUGUGAAGACUUGGGAGGAGAAAGGAGGGUUCAUCACGGCAACGUCAGCGCUUGGGACAGGAGUAGACUUUCCCGGCGUUGUAUUCGUUCUGCAUGUGGGUGUACCGUGGAGUAUGAUCGACUACGCUCAAGAGAGUGGGCGAGGAGGGCGUGCAGGAGAAGUAACAGACUCUGUGAUCAUUGUUGAGGAGGGCGCUUUAGAGCGAAGACUAGCAAAUAGCGGCGGAUCAGCGGAUGUUCAUGCGAUUGGGCAUUUCAUACAGACUAAUAGCUGUAGGCAUGGCGCGAUAAGCGAGUACUUGGACGGAAACAGAGUCGAGUGUGGCAAUGUAGACUCAACAGGAUGCGAUCGAUGUGGGGAAGGGGCAGCAGAGUGGCAUGAGUCGAAUUCACGCUGGGGCUGGGAACGGGACAGGAUACAGACAGUGCUGGAUGAACUGACGAGAGGAUGUGCAGUGUGCUGGGUCAUAGGUGAUUCGAUACUACCGGCGGAGGGUGACUUCUGGGCUUCACAUGACACACGGGACUGUAGGCGAUAUGAGGGGAUGACAGACAGUGGAUUAAAGCAGUUUCGAAGCUUGAUACGAUAUCACGCGGAUACUCACAGUUGUAUGAAGUGCGGCAUCAGUCAAGUGUACUGUGCGACGGGCGACGAUAUCAGAGAGAAGUGCCAGUGGGGGUUUGUAUUGACACCCGUGGUUCGAUCGGCAAUUGCGAUAUAA
Verruconis gallopava is the source of this 1218-nucleotide messenger RNA. RefSeq lists its product as uncharacterized. The record is from RefSeq and is a predicted model, not a curated record. The coding region runs from base 1 to 1218 and encodes 405 amino acids. Gene Ontology annotation, cellular component: cytoplasm; chromosome. Gene Ontology annotation, molecular function: four-way junction helicase activity; 3'-5' DNA helicase activity. Gene Ontology annotation, biological process: double-strand break repair via homologous recombination. The transcript has a single exon. Lineage: Eukaryota; Fungi; Ascomycota; Dothideomycetes; Venturiales; Sympoventuriaceae.